AUGGGGACGACUCUGGGAAAGCCAUUUGCCGGUUUUUUUCACCAAGAAGAAGCGAGGAUCGUGUUGUUUGGUCUCGGCGGUACCGGAAAAUCAUCAAUAAUGCACAAAUUCAAAACCGGAGAAACCCUUACCACAACCAUGCCUACUGUUGGAUUGAAUGUGGAAAGUGUAAAAUACAAGGAUUCAAACUUAUGCUUUUGGGAAAUGGGCGGCCAACAAUGUUACAUGAUACAAGGGAGUGUACCGGACAAUGCGCCUGUUCUUGUAUAUGGAAACAAGCAUGAAGUUCCUGGUGCUAUGUCUGCUUCUGAGAUCAGUAACAAGCUAGAUCUCACUAGUCUUCGUAAAAAAAACUGGCAGAGAAACUGGUAAGAAAAUAAGAAAACCUUACAAGACUAUAACUUUGCGAAUAGGAUUGAUUCUUCUGAUGAUCUGACUUUUGACUUUCGCUUGCUAGGCAUGUCCAGAGCUCAUGUGCAUUCUCUGGUGAUGGUUUACAUGAAGGACUCGACUGGCUGUUGAAAAAUGCUGAAAGAAUGUAAGAACGAGUCCUGAUUUUUAACGCGGAAUCUCUGUACCGAAAAUAGCCAUCUUCUGUAACAAGUUAUUAACCUCAUCGUGCUUAUUCGCUAGCUCCAACAACAACUUGAUCCUUUUAAGCGAGAAAUUACUCGGUCUAUGACCUUUCUUAACCAUCUCAAGCAAACAUUUCUCAGCUUCUUCGACUUUAGCCAAGUCACAAAGCAAAUCCAAAAG
Messenger RNA from Arabidopsis thaliana (thale cress), 756 nucleotides. RefSeq names its product ADP-ribosylation factor D1A (gene ARFD1A). The record is from RefSeq and is marked reviewed. Gene Ontology annotation, cellular component: Golgi apparatus. The coding region runs from base 1 to 372 and encodes 123 amino acids. NCBI's taxonomy places the organism in Eukaryota, Viridiplantae, Streptophyta, Magnoliopsida, Brassicales, Brassicaceae. The transcript has 3 exons. Gene Ontology annotation, molecular function: GTP binding; GTPase activity.